Molecule: messenger RNA, 2448 nt
Organism: Neolamprologus brichardi
Lineage: Eukaryota; Metazoa; Chordata; Actinopteri; Cichliformes; Cichlidae
Source: RefSeq, a predicted model, not a curated record
UCGAUGUAAAACUUUGUUUUGUUGUACGCUAUAACCGGACUGACUCCACUGCCGUAAACUGAAGCUUUACGUCAAUAUUACGUCAGUUGCAGUCAGUUAGCGACAGUUAGACAAUUAGUUGUCGGAGUUUAAAUUUUACAGCUCGGCACGAAGUGUGUGGUAGCGCUGAAACAUGUGUGAUUGAUUUAAACUGAAGUUUCCUUUGUGCCCGGACACGAGUGCGAAUCUCUGAGAAGCCAGGCGUGUUUCGUACGAGCAGCUGUUCAGGUCUCCAGUCCUUCGCUAUUAUACUGUUCUCUAUGGGAAACAGCAGCUUUGAGGAUGAACAAGCUUUCUGUGGCAGAUAAAGCUGCUGAGCGCAGGGUAAACCANUGGGUGGAUCCGUCCUUUAUUGAUUUGAGAGAGGAAUGUUCUUCUCUUUCUGGAAGAAGAAAUGGCAACCCUGUUUUAUGCUCCAAGGCUGAGAUAAAGAGGAAGAGGAAAAGAGAAGCUAGCGUCUCCUACCUGCUGAAAGAGUCGUCUCAACUGGACCAGAAUGAGCCCUGGGUGGACAAAUACUCACCCCGCUCACAGGUCAGCACCUUUGCUUGUCAUGAGUGGAUCAGUCCCACAAACAUAGAAGCGUACAGCAGCAGUCAUGAGUGGCGAAUGAACGGCUUCUCCUGCAGCUCGCAGUCGUCACAGUUCCAGGAUUUCCUGCUCAGAGCCAACAAAUACAGCUGCCUGAAGAUGGCAGGAGAUGGAGGAGUCACGCACAACAAGCUCAUCCUAGUGGAGAUGGAGGGCUCGUACAGAGAGGACAGCCCCUCGUGGUUCCUCUGUGCUACUGACCAGCUGCGUUUUGUGAGGACCAGUCAGCGCCCCCUGCUGUUCAUCGUGUCAGACAGCCUGAGUGGAGACAGCAGUUCACGCUUCCUUUUCCCCAAAGACGUCCAGGAGGAGCUGGGCAUGAGCAGCAUCAGCUUUAAUCCAGUGGCUCCGACUGCAAUGAUGAAGGUUCUCACUUGCAUUUCCACCCAGGAGGCAGCAAAGAGCUGCAGAAGCGUGUGCGUCCCAGACCAGACGCUGUUGGAAACGCUGUGUUCAGGAAGCUCUGGAGAUAUUCGCAGUGCCAUCAACAGCCUCCAGUUCUCCUGUUUGGCCACUGAUAGCUCCGCGUCAGUGGAAACAGGUUUGUGGAGGACAAAGAAGGACCGGUCAGUGUGCAGAGCUGGCUCCACAACAAGUCAAAGGAAGAAGAAGUCCAAACAGGAAGAGGAGCUCGCCAUCGGAGGGAAGGAUGCCGCUCUCUUCCUGUUCAGAGCACUGGGAAAGAUCCUGCACUGCAAACGAGAGAAACACGAACGUGCUGACGGAGCUGAGGCUGGUUGUGGGCGUGGUCUACCCUCCCACCUGCUGCAUCAUCACCGAGCAGCCUUACUAGUCGACCCCGAGCUGGUUGUUGAGCGUUCUCACAUGUCCGGAGAGUUCUUCAGCCUCUACCUUCACCAGAACUACUUGGACUUCUUCUGUGAGCUGGAGGAUGUGGAGAGAGCCAGCGAGUAUCUGUCUGAUGCUGACCUUCUCACUGCUGAUUGGACGAAUCGCAGCGUUUUGGGGGAUUAUGGGUCGUCAGUGGCCACGAGAGGCCUCCUUCACUCCAACUCUCAGCUGGCGUCGGUUGGCUUCAGAGCCCUGCACAAACCCAGCUGGCUGCUCGUCAACAGGAAGCACUGGGAGAACUGUGUGGCUGCACAGUCCUUGUUCCGGAGCUUUUGCCUGACUCCGGUCAGCCUGCAGACGGAGCUGCUUCCAUACUUGGCCAAACUCACCAGCCCUAUGAGGAACCAAGACCAAAUAACAUUUAUCCAGGAUGUGGGGCAGAUGUCACUGAGGAGAUUCUCCAGCAGAUUAAAACCAGAGGCUCUGACAGACAAAGAAUCAGGCGAGCUGGAAAUGGACAGUGAGGUGGAGGAGGAGGUGAAAGAGGCAGGUGGUGCUGAGGAGGGUCUGCCAGCCAGCCAACCCCAGCCCACCUUAAAUCAAGUCCUCCUGGAGGACGAAGACCUGACCAUAGAGGAAUACAUCAGUGACUGAGCCCUCUGUACUGAUGCGUUUGUGUGUUCUAGAGGAAGUUCUCUGCUUUGUGAAUAAGUUGUUAAAGUUGGUACUUUUCUAAGUCAAACCCACGGUGGCCCCCAGCGUGACUCCCAGCAGACCCAGCUCCUCCCACAGAUGAGUGUUUCUGCCUCUGGGGUAUCACCUGCAUGUCAUCCUGUAGUUUUACACAGGCUGAUAAUCCUGAGGAUCAUCCAUCUUUACAAUAAUCUAAAAAUCUCUCAAAGUGAAGCUAAAUUAUUUGGUUCUGUCAGUUAAACUCAUUAUUUAUUGGUUUUGCUGAGUGACUGUUCCCCGUUACAGUCUGUGUUUAGUCAAGGAUCAAGUGUAUGAAUAAAUGUAAGAAAUGAA